Molecule: messenger RNA, 1067 nt
Organism: Hibiscus syriacus
Lineage: Eukaryota; Viridiplantae; Streptophyta; Magnoliopsida; Malvales; Malvaceae
Product: bidirectional sugar transporter SWEET2-like
Exons: 6
Coding region: 16-732 (238 amino acids)
Biological process (GO): carbohydrate transport
Cellular component (GO): membrane
Molecular function (GO): sugar transmembrane transporter activity
Source: RefSeq, a predicted model, not a curated record
GAAUGUUAUUCCCGUAUGUGUGUUAGGUUUUAUUUUAUUCCCGUGCUAAGGGCUAAAAUACCCCUCUUUUCCGGCUUGCCUCUGCGUGAUAUCUUCUUCUCCCCGUGUUGCGAAAAAUUCAUCGCUCCUAGGAACAUCUUUGCUUUCGGGCUUUUCGUAUCGCCCUUACCCACGUUUAAAAGAAUUAUCAGAAACCAGUCUACCGAGAACUUCUCGGGAUUGCCUUAUAUAUAUGCUCUCUUGAACUGCUUGAUCUGUACGUGGUAUGGCACGCCCUUGAUAUCUUAUGACAAUGUGCUGGUUAUGACGGUUAAUUCGAUCGGUGCAGUUUUUCAAAUGACCUACAUUAUCAUCUUCAUUGUGCAUGCUGAUAGAGAGAAAAAGGAUGAUUGGGUUGCUACUAGCAGUUUUUGGCUUUAUCGCAAUCAUAGUUGCUGGAAGCUUGCAGAUAGCCGACCGAGGAAUGCGAUGGAUCUUUGUUGGGUUAUUAAGUUGUGCUUCUCUCGUAUCAAUGUUUGCUUCCCCGUUGUUUAUAAUCUAAUUCGAACAAAGAGUGUUGAAUUCAUGCCAUUCUAUCUCUCCCUCUCAACAUUCUUGCUGAGCACCUUGUUCUUCCUAUAUGGCAUCUUUAACUUCGAUGCCUUUAUUUACGUUCCAAAUGGAAUCGGAACUGUGUUGGGGAUUCUACAACUCGUGUUGUACUUCUACUAUAAAACAAAGUCCUUCGAAUGAUCCCAAGAACCACUCAUGGUGUCACACGUGUGACUCUUGCUUUUUUCUUUGAAUAGGUAAUUACUUCUAUAUUCUGUUUCUAUGCUUCGAUGAUUUUCUGAUGGUAUGCUGGUGGAAAGUUUUUUUUAUGUUGAGGUGUAUAGUGACAAGAAUCUUGAUGUAUGGUCUCGUUUGUUGUAUUUUCCUGAGCGUGUUCCAUUUCUUUGUCUGAACAAAUUUGUUUGUCAACACUCUGAGUUAAUAAGGGGAAGUGUCUAGGCUUUGCAUACAUGAGCGAAGCAUAACCCGAUUUCUGCUUGAGACCGAUUCAAUUACAUAUGGCUACUAUUUUUGCA